Messenger RNA from Bolinopsis microptera, 2112 nucleotides. RefSeq lists its product as uncharacterized. NCBI's taxonomy places the organism in Eukaryota, Metazoa, Ctenophora, Tentaculata, Lobata, Bolinopsidae. The record is from RefSeq and is a predicted model, not a curated record.
GAGGUUGUAGAGCUAGACGGCAAGGUUACCAAGGUGACGGACAGUAUAGAGACUCUUCAGGAGAUAAUACACGGUCUGAAGGUAGAACUGGAACAGCUGAAGAGGGAUCACUGCGCUAUCAUGCAGUAUCUUCUACACCUUCCGUCUGCGACGCAAAAGCUGAAUAGUUUCAGUUACUCGACACCAGGCUCCCAGAAGUUGCGGUCUUCAGUUCACCCUUACUGUUCUACUGCCUCCAUGGAGAACUCCCCUGAUGAGUUGGUGAACGCUAUAGCUUUAGCAAUCCAGAACCGAGGAGGGGGUGGGCCUCAUCAGUCCCUCCUAGACGGCAACCGUACGGAGAAGUGCCCUACUGGGAUCGCUACCAAGGGAACUGAAUUCGACGAUAUUAUGCAUUUCGGGGACGACAUCUCAAUUGCCAAGUCACAGUUGUACAGCAUCAUCACCAAGGCGAGGAACUGCGCUCACCCUCAAACAAAGCUCAUCACCAUGCUGGUUAAGAACCUGAUCCCAGAUUACGAGGGGAAGAGUUACACUCGCCUGGAUCCUAGUCACACCAACAUCCUGCGGAGUUUAUAUUUCACUGUAUUCCCGGUGGAUGUUGAUGACAAUGUUGUAGAUGACGAUAUGCGGGAGAGAAUUAAGACACGUAUUGAGGAGGAGAUAUGGCAGAAGCUCAAGGUAACAAUAACGGAUUGUUGUCGUAAAGCAAAGCCGAAGCCAGCAGUGCCAGCAAGUACCACCUACUACCCCACCCACGUACCUCUCCCCACCAUCUCCGCCUCCGGGAGCCGGAGUCUUUCUCCCAACCUCACUCAGGCUAUAAACUCUCACAUCUUCAGCACACUGUCUCACCAGUCGUUCAAUGCUGCCACAACCCUCGCCAUGUCCAACCCCUCUGCUCUAUCCAUGGUUAACACCAUCAAAACAGAGGGCAACCACCAUUAGCACGUGUCUCACCUGAUGUCCUUAUUUGGUCAUCCUCAGUGCGGUGUUGAACACAGAGUUGUACAACCCUGCUGCUGAUUUUCUCAACUCACCGCUCCCCGAUACAAUCACGUGACCUUUGUUUCCCCCGCAUGACGUCAUUACAGACAUCAUGAACUUAUCUUGAUGACGUCAUCAUGACACGUGACGUCAUUAAUAUGAUGUUGUUUUGCCCGUCAAAUAACCCGAAGGAAUGAACGCAGGAAUAAAAAGUAAACGGACUGGUGCCGGUUAGUUGCUGGUUCAUUGCUGUGUUGUAGGGGAGAUCAGACUUGAAAAUCACUGCUGGGACAGCUGUCCCCAGUAUCCGAUAGGUGGGUUGGUUUUGGGUUUAUCCGUAGGUCUAGAUUUGGAAAAUUAAACUCGGCUGAUCGGCAGAUGGGAACCAAUCAUCGAUUUUUUAAUCGUGUGACGUCAUUUCUCCGCGUGACGUCAUCAAAUCUAUUUUUCGUAUGUAUGGUUACCUACUGAUUUUCAGAUUAUACACAUCUUAUUUCCGAUCAGCCGGUGUGAAUGAAGUCUCAGUGUGUAUUAUAUGUGGCAUAAUUCUCAUAAAUUAUGCAGAUGAUGGAGAGUAUCACAAUUAGUAAUUCUCAGCCAAUUACUUAAUUAGUAAUUCUCAGCCAAUUACUUAAUUAGUAAUUCUCAGCCAAUUACUCGAUUACUCUUUUCUUAUAAUUCAGUGUCUCUCUAAAUAUACGUGUGCUCUAUUGUUAAUUAUGUUUUUACUAUUUUGAUAGUGCUUAAAACUAGUUUAUACUCGACACUAAACUCUGCUAAACCUUAAUGUUAAGUGUUUCUGAUGUAAAAGGGGGCUGCGCUAAGAAUUAUCCUUUACGAGGUGCAAUUAAUCUACUAAUUACGUAACUAUAGAUUAGGUUAGGUUUGUUUUGGACUAAAAUAAUUAAAAUAUAUCUUCUAAAAUAUCUUAAAUAAUUUUUUUUCUUGUUUCUAGGUAACUGUUAAAAUGAAGACAGUGUUUUAGUUUGUAAAAAUUAUACGAUCCUGUUUUCAAACGCUUGCUCGAGAAGCGGGAUUCUUGUUAAUAAGAUUAAUGAUUGUAUUUCAAUAAAUUCUUGAUAAUAUAAUAUAUUUUGAAAAAUUGUGUUUAAGUAAAAUUGUCAG